This is a messenger RNA of Caenorhabditis angaria, 1031 nucleotides long. Lineage: Eukaryota; Metazoa; Nematoda; Chromadorea; Rhabditida; Rhabditidae. The record is from the annotation of a GenBank genome assembly.
AUGUCGUUGUUCGCAGCUCCAUCGGAGAAAAUCGGUAUGUUUCAGUGAAUAGCUAAAUAUGAAUUUUCAAUUAGACAAAUUCUUUCAGAAGCAGUGAAAGCUGAAACUCCACAAGCAGAAAUUCAAACUUUCAGUACAGAACUUAUAGAUUCAAUCUCAUUAUGUGCUGUUUGCUACAUGGUAAGUUUGAUCUUCCAAUUGAAUACAAUAAAAAUUCACAAUUCUCUAUUCACAGAAGUUCAACGACUCAUCAAAAAUCGCCAAAAUGUUGUAUUGCGGUCACACAUUUUGUAAUCAAUGUUUAUUGCGAGUAAAUGAGUAUGGAAAUGCUCUUCACUUCGAAUGUCCAACAUGUCGUUCAGAAACAAAAUGUAGCAUCGCAAAAAUUCCAGUAAACUACCAUCUAAUGGGUAAGAUAUCUUAAGAUACAAAUAUUUGUUUUUAAAAAAUAAUUUUUCUGUAACCUAAAGGUAAUAUUUUUAGAAGUCCUUCAAAAAAUGGAUAUGCUUUCGAAAGAAAAACCAACAGAAGUAGCACCAAUCGAUAACAAUUCGGUCCAAAAUUCAAGAGAUCAAGAGCAAGAAGAUAGUCAAGAAAAAUUUUUACACGGUAAGUCUCAUUUUUUCGUGAAGAAAAAUCAAGCACAUUUUACAGAGGGAUAUCGUCAAUUACUGAUCCGUGUAAAAGGUGCAAUUAUGUCGAAAUUGGAUGAAUGUAAAGAGGAUGGAAUAUUUGAGAAUGAAGAAAAAUUCAAUAAAGCUGUGAAAAAAUUGAGUUCUGAAAUCGAAUUCGCGAUUGAAGAUGUGGAUAUGGACAAUUCAUCUGAUGAAGAAGAGGAAGAAGAAGAAGAUGAAGAUGAAGAAGAGGACGAGGAAGAAGUGGAACCAAUAGAACUCUCAAGAGCAAAUGCUGAUGGAGCGUCGAUUCUCUUUGCAAGUCAUGAUGAAUGUUCAAUGUCAUCUUCAUCCGAUUCAUCGUCAUCUUCUGAUUCAGAUUCGUUUGUUUCAGCUGAAAGUUCCACUUCAGAAUAA